Molecule: messenger RNA, 2825 nt
Organism: Neodiprion virginianus
Lineage: Eukaryota; Metazoa; Arthropoda; Insecta; Hymenoptera; Diprionidae
Product: facilitated trehalose transporter Tret1-like
Exons: 6
Coding region: 322-1758 (478 amino acids)
Biological process (GO): transmembrane transport
Cellular component (GO): membrane
Molecular function (GO): transmembrane transporter activity
Source: RefSeq, a predicted model, not a curated record
ACAGAUUUUGACUGUUGCCUGGCCAUAGCUGAAGUUACAAGUUGAAUUUCUUCGAAGUGGAGUCAGAGACUUUCGGUAUUUGUUUUAUAUUCCAUCCAUCCGUUUUUUAUACAAGUAUAUAGAUUCGACUGUCUUGCGAAGAAAAAAUAUAAGAAAAGAACCUUUAAGAGUGUGCAAUCUGAAGCUUCCGUCACGGCAAGAAUCAGCAACGUUUCACGUCCUGUGGUUCAGCGCGUGAAACCUGCAGUUGUCUCUACAACCCUCGAAGUAACGCCACUUCCUGAGGAUCCUAGGCCCUUGCCAUUUCGGAAAAGAAAAAAAAUGAAGAAAACGGCGCUGGUACCGGUGAUUUUCGCGGCUAUCACAAGUACGAUACUUGAUAUUGUUGCCGGAUUCCACACCGGAUGGUCGUCGCCUAUAUUGUCCAAGCUUCUGGAAGACACUUCCGUCCCGGUGACGGAAGAUCAGGCCUCCUUGAUCGUUAGUUGCUUUUCGAUAGCGGCGGUUGUAGGGCCAAUCUCAAUGAUGCUAACGGUUGACAGAUGGGGGAGAAAAGUUACGAUGAUACUUGUAGCGGUUGCAUUUUUGAUCGCAGGCGUCAUGCUCACCUUUCCUCAAAACUACUGGUGGUACUAUAUCGGAAGGCUUACUUGCGGAUUCGCUACAGGAAAUGUCGUAUCGGUACUUCCCAUGUACUUGGCAGAAAUCGCAGAGGACAGAAUACGCGGAGGCUUGAGUAUCUUGAUAACUGUUAUGUAUAACUCGGGAACUGUAGUAGCCUACAGUGUCGGACCUUGGGUUAGCGUGUCUAAUCUCGGAGCGAUUGGAUUAGUGAUGCCACUAGUGUUCCUUUUGCUCGUUCCGUGGAUGCCGGAAACACCUUACUUUUACGUGAUGAAAGGUAAGCCAGACCUCGCCAGGAGGAGUCUCGAAUUUUUGAGAGGCACAACUGACGUCGACGAGGAGAUCGAGAGGCUGAAGAAAAGCGUGGAGAUCGAUCUCCAAAAUACUGGGACGUUUAAAGAGCUCUUAAUGGACAGAGCAAAUCGUAAGGCUCUACUGGUUAUCCUUGGAAUUCUAGCAGCUCAACAGUUGUCCGGGAUUUCAAUUAUCUUAUAUUACAAUACCAGCAUCUUCAAUCAAGUCAUUUCCAACAUAUCUUCCAGUACUUCCGUCAUCAUAACUGGAGUCGUUCAGCUGAUCGCAUCGCUUCCAGUGGUCUAUUUUGCUAACAGAAUAGGUAGAAGGCCUUUAGUCCUUGGAUCGAUGUUUUUCAGCGUAGUUUUUCUAGCAGCCCUGUCAGCUUACUUUCACUUGCAAGCAAUUGGAAAUGACGUCUCUACAAUUUCGUGGCUACCGGUCACUGCAAUGGUUGGCUACUUAUCGGCUUACGCGGUAGGAUUAGGCAGCAUGGGCUUACCUAUUCUCACCGAACUACUUCCGGGCAACGUCAAGGCCUACGGCAUACUAGUUGCUACUACCUGGUCUACGAUUAUUGGAACUGUGGUUUCGCUAGUCUAUCCGACUGCAAAAAUUAUGUAUGGUAACCAUACUGCGUUCUACUCGUUCACGAUCUGUGUUGCAGUUCUUAUAAUCCCCACAUUCUUCUAUCUACCCGAAACCAAAAACAAAUCAUUGAGUGAAAUCCAGCAGAUGCUACGUGUGCGAUCCACAUCGGAACAGAAACUGGAACCAGUUCCUACACCCGAAUGCAGCCGAAGUAAUUCGAUAUAUUGUAUUGCGAUCGGAAAGAACUGAAUUUUACGUAAUCAACUAAUUCAAGGACCAGGUCCAAUUAUGAAAACGAAAUAAAUAUUCACUUAUUUCGAGGAAAUUUAACCAUACUUAGUCUGAAUUGUUAAUUACCCUAAUUCACAACCUCAUUCGCUUAAUGCAAAGUCGCUGAACGCGGUUCAAUGGGCCUUUGAUGUUACAGAAACGUGCUUCUGAAUUCGAUAUUCAUAUCCUAGUAUUGACCGGGAAACUACCUGAAUUUUCAAUCAUUUUUGUUACCAUUAAAAGGUGAAAAUUAUCGCAAAGAUUUUUAUAAGCUGUAUAAACAACCAACCUACGUUUUUUCAUCAUCGAAGUACUCGCGCUGGUGAUAAUGCUGGAUAAUGCUGGCUUUUGGCCAGAAAUUUAUACGCUAAUUAAUACGUUAAAAGAGUGUUUUGGUAAACAGGAAUUAUUUCACUCUUAUGUCACUUUCUAAAUUCACAAUGUCUUCUAUCAUUGGGCUGAAUCAUUUUCAUAAUUGCCAUAAAUACAAUUAAACGAAUGGCUGGUAAUGAAUAUUCAAAGAAUUUAGACGUAUUCGUUCGAAAGGAAUGGGCAAACUGUUGUUACAAGCUGUUAUACCAAACAUGUUGAAGAGCUUGUUAAUAAGCCUCAUCAAGUCCUCCAAUUGUAAGUGACCUAUACGGCAAAUUGGCUGUUAUUUGAGCGGCAGCUUGCUUCCUGAAUUAUGCAUAUGGCAUCGCGAAUGACGCAGACUCUCGAAUAUCCUACGAAAUCGUAUCACGACAUAUGACGAUGCUUGGACAUAUCAUCACUUCAACGAAUCCUUUUGAUGUCAAACUGAGGGUGCUAUUCGAGAAAACUAUGUUCACGUGGCACUUUGAAAAUCAACGACGACCUGCGAUCCUUGUUAACAUGAAAGACGAAAGCCUACAUACAUUUGUUCGACAUUGUAAUGCUACUCGUCAAACUGUAUUUCUUACAGUGCAUACUGGCUUGUACCCUUCGCGUUUAAUCAAGUUUAAUUUCGAAUUACUGUCAAGAUCGAUUUACGUAUAAACGCAGUUUUAUUAUAUUAUUCAUCCACC